UUUGGACUGUCUGCUUUGUAUUGUCAGUCAGUUCCAUUUAAGUCCAGUAGUCAAAGUAAACAAUUUAGAUGAAAAUCAAGGAAUUGAGAUUUAAAUAGUUUCAACUACAACGUUGCUCUGUUGUGCAUUUCAUGGGAGAACUUCAAGCCACAGUUGAGAUCUCAGUUGAGCUACACAAGUUCUUCAAUGUCGACCUAUUCCAACGAGGGCUGUACCAGGUCCAGGCCUGUCUUCAGGUAUCUCCCAAGCUCCUCCACCAGAUUGAGGUGACAUGCGAAGAGCCGUCGCCCAACGCGCACGCGCACACGGCGGUGGCGGCGGCGCGCACCGAUCAACAGCGUGCCGUCAGUCAGACCUUCCAGAUCCUCUAUCGCAACGAGGAGGUGGUGCUGGAGGAUGUCUUCAGCUUCAAGGUGCACCUCGUCAUCGAUGCCAAUAAGCUGGUGGAGAGCCUGGAGCGGGCCGGCCUCCAGCUGCUGGUGGAGCUGCACUUCUCCGAGAGCAGCGACACCAGCCCGCAGACGAGCACGGCGGCCAUGCAGCUCGUCUCCAGCCGCACGCUGAAACUGCACUUUUCGCCACUCAGGGGCCUGCACUACCACCUGCCGGUACUGUUCGACUAUUUCCACCUGGCGGCCGUCUCUCUGACGUUUCACGCGGCACUGGUGGCCGUCCACCAGCCGUACAUCGAUACCCCGCGACCCAAGCCGUGGUACUCGUCACCGAAGGCGUCGGGACCCCGCGGUCAGCCAGCCUUCUCUACCAUGGAGACGGUCAUCUUCGGACCGCAGGCGGGCUGCUCGCCCAGUUCGCGGCUCUCGCACGCCCGUUCAGUGCACCGGUCCGUGUGCUCCCUGCUGUUGGCCAGCUACGAGUCACUGCAGAGUCAGCUGGCCGUGGUGAACCGUCUGAUGCCGGCCUGGCAGCGGCUGCCCACGGCCGCCACCGACUGCCGACACCGGCUCGACAAACUCUCCGAGACGGCCAAGUCGGCCGGCGGCGAGGAGGACCUGAUGGCCGUGGCCAACAGCGACAUCGCCCAGCUGUGUGCCGAGCUGAUCCUACUCUGGCAGCAGUUCAUGGAGCUGGCCUGUCGGCGCGAGCAGGUGCGCCGGUCACUGGCGCGCCAGCACCACACGCUCAGGGUUAAGCGAUUCGCUGAGGCGUUUUUCACCAUGGACAACCCACGGUCGGCAGCCACCGGGUGUUUCGACAACGCCCCGCAGCGGUACAUGGCAGUGACGGAGGCUGUGCGACGGUCCCCCUACUUACAGAGCCUGCCACCCCUGCCUGUCGAGUGUGCCGAGCUGGACGGGGACCCGGCCAGUACUCCGGUCAUCUACGAGGACCAGUAUCAGCACGUGUCCGAGUUUGUGCGCCGUCGCAGGCAGGUCGGCCGCACCACACAAGUUGCGAACGACCCGCGCGCCAUCACCGCUGCCCUGGUGGAGGAGCUGCGCACGGCCUCCACGCUGCCGGCCGCCGAGCCGCGCUCCUCGCAGCGCGGCCAGUCGAUCGAGGUGCUGCAGAGGGUGCCGCCGACCGGCGCCGCCAGCCCGGCCGUGGCCGACGCCGCCCGCUUCGUCAGUCUGAACGGACUGACGCUCGACGAGCCGGCGACGCCGCCGCCGCCGCUGCCCAGAGUGGACGAGGCGCGCAAAGGCGACCGUCCGGCCGGCGACGGCAGGGCCGCCACCGUGGGUGUGGCCUCGCCCGAGCCCAAACACUUCCUCAAGGAGAAACUGAAGAACAGCAUACGGCUGGAGCUGCGCCUGCCGGUGGGCCAGCGGCAGCCGCGGCCGGCCGGCGGCGCCGUCUCACCCGAGUCGUCAGUGACUGUCUGCAGUGAGUCGGAUACCUCGCUGGUGGUCCGACCGCGCGCCGGCAGCACCGGCUCGGUACAGCGCGGACGGAUCGUGGCCAAACGCUGGACGCCGGAGGCCGGCGGCGGGCCGGACCCGGCCGAGCUGACCGAGCCGACCGACACGGACGCGGCGGUCAGCUCCCAGUUGUCGGAGCCCAGCUCCAGCGGCAGCUCGGCUGACGGCGACACGAACGGCGCCGGCCGGCCGCCGCGCGGCACUGGACUCAAGGCGCGCCUGGCGCGGCUGGGACGGCCGCCCGCCUCCGUCCUCCCGCCCAGACAGUUCCGGGACCCGCCGCCAGCCGGCAGCACCGGCGCCGAGUCGCUCUCCAAGAGCGCCAGCCUGCAGUUCCGACCCAAAUCGAACCGGGGCGGCUCUCAGUCUGCCCGAUCCAGCGGGGAGUUCGAGGGAGACUCGGUCUACGGGAGCCUCUCUGAUAUCGACACCGCCAGCUGCGCUGGCAAGCAGAAGCGGCUCAGUCUGCGCAUGCUCAGCGGAGCGCAGUCCAUCGGCAGUCUGAUGGCCCGGAAAGAGUCGAGGAAGAAGCGGCGCAGCGUCCAGGAGGCAGAGGACAGGUACCGGGUGAGCUCUGAGCAGCCGCCGCCGGCCUGUACCGUGCUGGAGAUGUUCAGCGACGGCUUCGGCACGCGGCUGGAGGACGAGGACGAGCCGGAGACGACGAGCAGCGUGACGACUAGCCUAGACCUCCGGCGCGGCCUGCCGCCAGUCGGCGCGGGCCGAUCCUCCGUGGCCGGGCCGGCGCGACCUCCGCCCGGUCAGCCGGCCGGCCGCGGCGACCCGCGCGCCUCCCGAGAGGGCCGCAACGGCCGAGAGGUGUCCUGUGACUGCUACUCUGCCCUCGACGGCGGCGACGCGGCACUCCGCCAGCGCCUGGUGGCCGCCGUCGGCGAGCGCACCUUCCACUUCAUCACGGCCAAGGAGCAGUUCAAGGACCAGCUCAAGGGCAGGUUUCCCGGCGUGUUAUACAGUGACUACAUGGGCGUGGUGACGUCUCUACCGUACUUCCUCAUCCCGGACGAGUACCGGCUGUUCAGCUCGUCGGGUCUGCACCUGGUCGUGUGUGUACACGGCUUGGACGGGAACGCGGCCGACCUGCGACUGGUGCGCACCUAUCUGGAGAUCGGACUGCCCGGCGCCAACCUCGAGUUCAUCAUGUCCGAGCGAAACCAGGGAGACACGUUCUCCGACUUUGACACGCUGACGGACCGACUGGCCGAGGAGAUCUCCUACCACAUCGAGGCCUUCCACCUGGCGCCGCAGCGCAUCAGCUUCGUGGGCCACUCGCUGGGCAACAUCAUCAUCCGGAACGUGCUGACGCGUCCGCAGCUGGCGCCGCACCUGGACAAGCUGCACACCUUCCUCAGCCUGUCGGCGCCGCACCUGGGCACACUGUACAACAACAGCGGACUGGUCAACAUGGGCAUGUGGUUCAUGCAGAAGCUGAAGAAGUCUGGCUCGCUGCUGCAGCUGUCGAUGAAGGACGCUGUGGACGUGCGGCAGACGUUCCUGUACCGGCUGGCGAUGCGCUCCCAGCUGCACCGGUUCCGGCACGUUCUGCUCACGGGCAGCUCUCAGGACAAGUAUGUGCCGAUCCACAGCUCGCGUAUCGACCUCUGCAAGGCAGCCAUCCGCGACCACACCGCCACUGGCGCCGCCUACCGGGAGAUGGUGACGAGCAUCAUCCAGCCGAUCGUGGAGCGUCCCGACGUCUCGCUGCUGCGGUACGACGUGCACCACGCGCUGGCCAAUAACGCCAACUCGCUGAUCGGCCGCGCGGCGCACAUCGCCGCCCUGGACUCUGAGCUGUUCAUCGAGAAAUUCAUGGUCGUCGCCGGUCUGAAGUACUUCAAGUAGCGCUGCGUGGGGCGGGCGGGGAAAGGGUGUCUGUAGGCUGAACGUGGUGAGGUGAUGAGAACUACUUGACUGGGCGAUGUGGUGGAUUUUGGACGCUGGGUUUGCAUUCGUGGGAAGAUGAUUGGGCUUGCGGUGUGAUUCUAUACUUAUGCUCGUCGUGUCUGAUUUUCUCCCCCGUUUUGAGUUCCUCAAAGGCCAAGUAGUUAGUAUGUACACAGCGGGGUAGCAAUAUCGAUACAGAGUGUGACUGACGUGCACUGUUCCUAACGCACCUCCGACCUGCUCCAUAACCCCCCCCCCCCCCGCCCUCCUGCCGAUGCACCGUCCCCGGGUGCCUGAUGGUGCCACUCUGCCGUCCGGGCUCAGCACGCGCUGGCUAGUUUUCGUCUCAGCGGGCACGUCAGACGGACUGCUUUAGCUGCUCCUCUGCUGGUAUUUCGCACCUGCUGAGGACGACAUUGUUUGUGAUUAACAGCUUAUGCAGACAUUACUCGGGGAAAUUGUACUAAGGCGACGAGUUUGUGAUCUUGUCUACUUCAGCCGGUAGCGCUUAUUUUAUCCGCAGCGAGUUGAUUUUUUCCCAUUGCAAUUGAAGAGUCUAUCGACGUCUCUGACCAGUUUUCGCCAUCGUCACUCCCGAUGCGUAAAAGAUGGUUAGCCUGUGCCCCCUUUCCCCUUCCUCCCUCCCUCCCUCCCUCUAACCUCCUUCUUCGGUCGGGCCUCAGAAAUUGGAGCUGAAUGUUCCGUUAGCGGCUCCCCGCCGUCUCAGAUCAGCCAGAGAGCUCUUAGAGACUAUCGACUGCUGGUAUCACCGGGCUGCUUUUUCGACGUCGAGCCGAUAUUUUCAGCUAGCAUGAUCUCUCUCUCUCUCUCUCUCUCUCUCUCUCUCUCUCUCUCUCUCUCUCUCUCUCUCUCUCUCUCUCUCUCUCUCUCUCUCUCUCUCUCUCUCUCUCUCUCUCUCUCUCUCUCCCCUCCCUCCCUCCCUCCCUCCCUCCCUCCCUCCCUUUUCUUUCGUUAUGUAUUUCUGGAUCUUUACCUUUCUCUUUGUCCCUCUAUCCAAUAUUCUGCCCUGUCAGUCUUUCCCUCUUUCCCCAUUGCCUUGUUCUCUCCCUUUCUUCCACCACCCCCCUCUCCCACUCCCGACUCCGCCCACCGCCAAUCUCUCGCCGCUCCUCCUCGAAUUCCAUCCACCGCUCGCGGCCCCGCCCGUUCAGUGUUCCCCGUCUGUCGCGAUGGCAGCCAUGAACUAUAAAUGACCACGAUCACCAUAUUGGAAAAGGAGACUCUAAAAGUGUCUCCACGGCACCUGUUCAGUCCAAAGUGCCGCCUUUGGUCCCGCUCAGAAUAGAACGCUCUCCUCUGUCAGUGUCGCGUCGCAUACUCAGUCCGUAAUGCGCAGUGCCGCGGCCUUGGGUCACCGUUCGGUUAGGUCUCUCUGGCUGUUCAACCUUAAAAGGCUACCAUGAACCAUCGCUUCCUCCCGCCGGUUAUCCAAAGCCGCGGAUCUUAUUGCCACCGCUGACACAGUGUUCUCAGUCUCACAGCUGCUGUCUUCCAGCAGCUGUCUUCAAAUUGCUGUCUUCCCCACCUUACUACCCCUUUUUCAUCCCACCGUCGCUGCUCCUGUCUUCGGCUUCACAGCCGCUGAGCCAGCCACAGCCCAUCACAACUGCCCUUUUCGCCACAGUCGCUGCCUCUUACCACAUCUCAGAGUCACUGCUACUGUUUCUACCCCCCCCCCCCCUCGUUUUCCCCUUGGUUACAGCUUCGUCUUUCAGUUAUUCAUUAUUCUCAUAUGCCUUAUUUUUAUAGAUAUUUCAAUGCACUCUACAGUUCAGUCGAGUCUUGAGUUGUAUACAAUCUUAUUGCGCUGAUAUUUUCUAGCUCUUUCAAAUUAACCGUCUUUCAGUGUAAACAUAUUUCCAUGUUCAUUCUUGAAAACAGUAUCAGCGCUUGGUCGGAGUUUAUCAUGGCAUCUGUUAAGCUAGUCUGGCAUGUCAUUUUAUGCAAAUCCAAAUUGGCUAAGCCACCAGCCAGCUCGACGUCCCGCUUUUAUCAGUAUCUGUGAUGGUAACCAGCGGGUCUGGUCUCCCUGUGCCGCUCUCUGGCGUUCUGUGGCGUGGCUGACGGGUCUGGUCUGAUCUGGUCUGCCGGCGCUGCUCUCAGGCGUUCCGUGGCGUCCGGCCGGUGGCUGCGUGACAUCGAUUUCCGCCUCCGGCGCCGCGCGGUCAUCCCCCAUCGGCGGCCUCAUUGCUCCCGCACGCCAUUCCCGCUCCGAGGCAGGGCCAGCUCUGAGGAACGACAUUCUCUCUCUGAGGCACGGCAUUCUCUCUCUCUCUCUCUGAGGCACGGUCAGCUCCGAGGUAGUGUCCGCUCUGAGACAGGACACGGCCUGCUCUGAGGCAAUAUCCGUUCUAAGACAGGAGGCGGUUCGCUCUGAGACAGCGUACAGUCCUCCCUGAGGCAGACAGUCCGUGGAAGGCAGUCCCACUGAGAAAUGCGGGACUGGCAGCUCAGAUAUCUCGAGUUGCCUCGUCACUAAGACAGCCAUACUCGGAGGGGUCUCAGUAUACAGUGGACGCACCAGGCUCGUCUCCGACAGCGGCGCUGUGUGUCUGUUUGUCUGCAGAUGGGCUGAGGCAGGCCGCUGGGCCGGGUAUAAUGUAACCUACAGUGGCCGGGGAGCAGGAUCAUCCAGAACAGAUUGCCGGCGGCAGCUGUUAUUCGGGCGUCUCUCAUCUCAAUGGCAGCUUAUAUACUCAGUUACAGACUGUGAGGUUGUUUGUUUCAGUGUUAUUCUUUCCGAUGGUUUCAGACGGUGUACCUCGGCGUGGGUCCCGUCCCUUUCCUCCGCACCCUCCCUCUUUCUCCCCUCUCGCUCUCAGGUGCUUCUUCGUACAACCAUUAUGAAAUACUGCAACUUUGGUGACCUCCAAUCGCCACUCACCUUAGUUCUUUGACCGGUGUCUACCUCAACAAGGCGUGCAGGGGUCCAUAAGGCCGCAAGUGGCACAGACAGCCUAGAUACCUACCCUUCCCUACCCUACCCCACCCCACCCCAAGCCACCCUACCAGCACGCUCAGACCGACUUCCCUCUUCCCUCCUGCCACCGCCGCCCGUAGCACAUAUGCAAUUGAUUUGUAUUGGCGCGAUAGUCGUUUGGCCUGGGCCCCGGGUACGUUUGCGCCCAUAGGUGCCCCGUCGGCGGCUAUGCGGUGCCGGCCGUCAUCCUUAGCCUCGCCGAUCUACGAGGCGGCGCGCCGGAAUGAGGGCAAGAGGCGCCACGCCGCGUGCCGCCGCCGGCCCUGGCGUGUGCCGUCGUAGUGGCCUGCGUGAGCGGUGCCGGCGUCACUUGUCUCCGGUGGCCGCCUGAGGCCAUCUGGGAGGCACGCGCGCCGCGACAUAUUGACUCACAGACAGACGCGGAAAGAUAGAUAGACACACAGACAUACACGGUAAGACGAGACAUACAGACGCGGGAAGAUACACAGACAGACACGGGCAGACAUAUACAGACACUGACAGACUUGCAGACAUACAGGCAAACAGACAGGCAGACAGACAGACAGACAUACACCAGACGACACACACACAAACUGACAGGCGACUCGGCGGUAGGACGUUCUGGCGGGCGGGCUGUGUACCGUACCGCGCGGGGCGCCAGUGUCCCUCCAGCGACCGGUCGUUCCGCAGUACGGCGCUGUACCGCGUCGUACCGCGCCGGCCGGCCGCCCAACUCACUCUGUCCAGCACCGCACCGCUUCGUCCCCCAUCUGUGAUCACGGCCGAUUCACUCGCUCGGUCCCUCGGCCGGCCGCCAGCGGCCGCAAAGCAGCUCGAACCUCGAGGUCGGCCGGGUGCAAACAUGUUGAGUGUGCCGCAAAGUGGUGGUUUUCUAUUGAAAGCACCCGGCGUAUGCUAAGGCUUAGGUAGUUGUGUAUGUAGAGCUUUAAAGCGGGAUCGUGCGCUCGUCUGUAGACGGAUUUGGUGUGUGUGGUGAAACUGCGGGCGCCCAGUCUGGGCUGCCGACGCUGGAGCGCGUUUUGGGGAUGUCUGCGACUGCUGGCAUGUCUGUGUCUGAUCUCAGAAAAAGAAUGGUGAACGUUUUGGUUCACAGAAUCAGGAUGUGUCGUUCUGUUGAUUUGUGACAUGGUUGAAUGAAUGUUUAGACAAUG
Amphibalanus amphitrite is the source of this 7916-nucleotide messenger RNA. Its product is annotated as protein FAM135A-like. Lineage: Eukaryota; Metazoa; Arthropoda; Thecostraca; Balanomorpha; Balanidae. Bases 132 to 3740 code for a protein of 1202 amino acids. The transcript is spliced from 20 exons. The record is from RefSeq and is a predicted model, not a curated record.